Molecule: messenger RNA, 618 nt
Organism: Schizosaccharomyces japonicus yFS275
Lineage: Eukaryota; Fungi; Ascomycota; Schizosaccharomycetes; Schizosaccharomycetales; Schizosaccharomycetaceae
Product: DNA-directed RNA polymerase III complex subunit Rpc25
Exons: 4
Coding region: 1-618 (205 amino acids)
Biological process (GO): DNA-templated transcription; DNA-templated transcription initiation
Cellular component (GO): nucleus; chromatin; RNA polymerase III complex
Molecular function (GO): DNA binding; DNA-directed RNA polymerase activity
Source: RefSeq, a predicted model, not a curated record
AUGUUUGUUUUAUCAGUUAUUUCAGACGUUGUCAAAAUUCAUCCGUCUGAUUUUUGGAAACCCACAAAAGAGGCUUUAAGUGACGAGAUUAACAAAAAAUACGCCAAUAAAGUGAUUCAACAAGUUGGUCUUGCUAUUGCAAUUUUUGAUUUUUUGACUAUUGGUGAGGGUAUCAUAAAAUUUGGUGAUGGUUGCUCAUACAUGAAUGUGAAGUUUCGCCUGUUGGUAUUUAGACCAUUCCGGGGUGAGGUUAUGUUAGGUCGGAUUAAGUCAUGCACAGAACUUGGAAUAAGAGUUACCCUUGGCUUCUUUGACGACAUUUUUGUUCCUAAGGAAAUGCUCCCUGAUCCAUCCGUGUACAACGCACAAGAACGGGCUUGGGUUUGGAGGGUGCCAUCUGAGGAAACCGAUGGUGAACCGUCAGAACUGUUCAUGGAUGUCGGUGAAGAAAUUCGUUUUCAAAUUGAAUCGGAACAUUUCAUUGAUAUCUCUCCGAGUCGGCCAUCUGCAAACAGUGCGGCAGCAACUACGGACGUUCGUACAGAGGCUGAAGCCCCUUAUUCUCUUGUGGCAUCAUGUUCCAAGGAUGGUCUGGGCAUUCCUGCUUGGUGGAAUUAG